Messenger RNA from Coniosporium apollinis CBS 100218, 1131 nucleotides. RefSeq lists its product as uncharacterized. Gene Ontology annotation, cellular component: mitochondrial outer membrane. The transcript is spliced from 8 exons. Lineage: Eukaryota; Fungi; Ascomycota; Dothideomycetes. Gene Ontology annotation, molecular function: voltage-gated monoatomic anion channel activity. Gene Ontology annotation, biological process: monoatomic anion transmembrane transport. The record is from RefSeq and is a predicted model, not a curated record. The coding region runs from base 1 to 1131 and encodes 376 amino acids.
AUGUCUGUUCCUGACUUCACCGACAUUGCUAAGCCCUCAGAUGGCCGGGCCGUGCCAGCUCCUCCCAGCAGGGGCAGCACCACCACCAGCACCACCACCAAGGCUAAGCAGGCUGUGUUUUCUCUGCCAGCGGCACCCGUUCCUGCCUUCACCGAUAUCAGCAAGUCAGCGAAUGAUAUCCUGAACAAGGAUUUCUAUCACGCUCUUGCCGCGAACCUCGAGGUCAAGCUAAAGGCCCCCAAUGGCGUUGCCUUUACCACCAAAGGGACGUCGACACAUGAUAGCGCGACGAGCGGAUCUGUUGAGGCGAAGAAGCUCCUCUCAAAUGGUAUAUACCUACAGCGUCUUAGCUUGGCCUACCUCACACUCUCGAGUCCUCUUGAUCGCGCGUUCCUCGCCUAUUUCAUAAACCCAACUUCCACGACACGCCCACCAGCGGUAACAGGGCUGAUAUAUUUAAAACACGCAGGCAUGUCCAUCACCGAGACCUUCACGACCACCAACAUGCUCUCCACCAAGGUCGAGCUUGACAAUACGCUUGCGCAGGGGCUCAAGGCUGAAGGCAUCAACCUCUUCUCCACCACCAACGGCUUCGUCGGCCAGAAGCUCAACCUGACCUUCAAGCCUGACCCGCGGUUCCACGCCCGCGCCUUCUUCGACUACACCAAGAGCGGUGCGGUCCAAGCCGUCGUCGAUGCCGUCACCGGCCACGAGGGCUUCCUCAUCGGCGGCGAGGUCGGCUACGAUGUCCAGAAGGCGGCCGUGACCCGCUACUCGGCCACCCUCGGCUACACCAUGGGCAGCGCCACCGCUGCGCUGCAGGCGACCAACAACAUGAACCUUUACACGGCGUCGUACUACCAGCGCGUCAACAGCACGACUGAGGUCGGCGUCAAGACUGGGUUCGAUGUUAAGAGCAACACCUCGAUCGGCAUGGAGCUUGCCAGCAAGCACCAGCUCGAUCCCAGCUCUUUUGUAAAGGGCAAGAUCAACGACCGCGGCAUCCUUGCCUUGGCUUACAAUUCCAAAAUCAACUCUGGCCUCACGUUCGGCAUUGGCGCUUCGUUCGAUGCGAACAAGCUGAACGAGGGCGGCCAUAAGGUCGGCACCAGCUUCACGUUCGAGGGUUGA